GAUUCAUCAUCGUUAAUGGCGUCCUUCUGUUCAUACCUGCUCUGUUUCAUCCAAAUUUCUUCUCUGUUUGUGUAUUCCACCUUAGCCGCAGACCCAGUUGCCAACUUCGAAUUGGAGUAUUCUUAUACAACUAUCUCUCCAUUGGGAGUCGAUCAACAGGUUAUAGCUGUUAAUGGAAAAUUUCCUGGUCCAAUUAUGAAUGUCACCACAAAUUACAAUGUGGUGGUCAAUGUUAAGAACAAGUUGGAUGAAGGUCUUCUAAUUACAUGGUCGGGGAUACAAAUGCGUCGAGUUUCAUGGCAAGAUGGUGUUGCUGGGACAAAUUGCCCCAUCCCUCCAAAGUGGAACUGGACUUACCAGUUUCAAGUUAAGGAUCAAAUUGGAAGCUUCUUCUAUUUCCCGUCCCUCAAUUUUCAGAGGGCGGCUGGUGGAUUUGGCUCGUUCGUGGUCACAAAUCGGGCGGUUAUUAACCUGCCUUUCGCCACUCCUCAGGGCGACAUUGUUAUCAUGAUUGGCGAUUGGUACACCCGGAAUCACUCGGCACUGAGGUCCGCCCUUGAUGCUGGGAAAGAACUAGGCAUGCCCGAUGGAGUUCUCAUGAAUGGAAAGGGACCAUACCAGUACAACAAUUCACUUGUUCCAGAUGGGAUUGAUUACGAAACCAUCAACGUUGAUCCUGGACAAACGUACCGAAUCAGAGUGCACAAUGUUGGCGUUUCAACAUGUUUGAACUUUCGCAUCCAGAACCAUAACCUCCUUCUGGCUGAAACCGAAGGUUAUUACACCGUGCAACAAAACUAUACUAGCGUAGACAUCCAUGUGGGUCAGUCUUACUCAUUUUUGGUCACCAUGGACCAGAAUGCAAGUAGUGAUUACUAUAUUGUAGCAAGUGCCCGGUUCGUAAACCAGUCUGUCUGGCAAAGGGUCACUGGUGUUGCCGUGUUGCAUUAUUCCAAUUCGAAAGGAAAGGCGUCGGGUCCUCUCCCUGACCCCCCAAACGAUUUCUACGAUAAGUCUUAUUCAAUGAAUCAGGCCAUGACCAUCAGGCAAAACGUAUCGGCAAGUGGAGCCCGGCCCAACCCUCAGGGUUCUUUCCGUUACGGUUCAAUCAACGUGACGGAUACUUACAUUAUUCAGAGUUUGCCUCCGACAACAAUUGAUGGGAAACGCCGCGCCACCUUAAACGGGAUUUCAUUUGUGAAUCCCGAUACUCCGGUCAGACUUGCAGACAUGUACAAUGUGAAGGGUGCUUACAAACUCGAUUUCCCGAGCAAGCCUUUAACAGGGAAGGCUAUAAGAGAUAGGUCCAUGAUCAACGCCACAUACAAAGGAUUCAUAGAAAUCAUACUGCAGAACAACGAUACAAUCCCUCAAAGCUUUCACUUGGACGGUUAUUCCUUUUUUGUUGUCGGGAUGUCUUUUGGCGUAUGGACGGAGAACAACAGGGGAUCGUAUAAUAAGUGGGAUGCGAUAUCUCGAACCACAACACAGGUUUUUCCGGGGGCUUGGACUGCAGUUCUUGUCUCAUUGGACAACCCGGGGGCAUGGAACCUUAGAUCAGACAAUCUUGAUAGAUGGUAUUUGGGGCAAGAGACGUACAUGAGAAUAGUAAACCCCGAAGAAGAUAACACAACCGAGUUUGCUGCCCCCGAAAAUAGGCUAUACUGCGGCGCCCUUGCCUAUUUGCAAAAGAAACAGAAAAACUCGGCAGCUCGGUUUGUCGUCGGACCAACAAACUUCUUCCAGACGUUGCUCAUUGUGUUGUCGUCUGCAAUUCUAAUGUUGCGCUAAGUCGCUCAUUCAUUUUCGUGGAGAAUUUGCAUAAAAUUUCUGUUAGUCGGAUCAUUUUUUUUUUUUUUCUGUUUCAUA
Molecule: messenger RNA, 1869 nt
Organism: Impatiens glandulifera
Lineage: Eukaryota; Viridiplantae; Streptophyta; Magnoliopsida; Ericales; Balsaminaceae
Product: monocopper oxidase-like protein SKU5
Exons: 8
Coding region: 16-1791 (591 amino acids)
Cellular component (GO): plasma membrane
Molecular function (GO): oxidoreductase activity; copper ion binding
Source: RefSeq, a predicted model, not a curated record